Messenger RNA from Morchella sextelata, 1074 nucleotides. RefSeq lists its product as uncharacterized. The record is from RefSeq and is a predicted model, not a curated record. The transcript has 3 exons. NCBI's taxonomy places the organism in Eukaryota, Fungi, Ascomycota, Pezizomycetes, Pezizales, Morchellaceae. Bases 1 to 1074 code for a protein of 357 amino acids.
AUGAACCUCGAGCUUGAGAAAAAAAUCUGGCCAUGGAUCCGCGACUGCGCUUACGACAUCGGAUACACUAAGGACAACGUCUUCGUCGGCCAAGCCAUGUUUAUCGAGAACUGUAUCGCCUCAUUCACGGCCGCGUUAAACAUGAUGAUCGACAAUGGAUUGAUCCAGGAGCUACAAAAGGAAUGUAUAACAAGAGUCUCGAAGGGCGAAAAUGGCGGAGAAGCGAUAGAGGGGGUGACGGAAAUUAUAUUUCCCCUGGGAAGCAUUACAUUGAGCUCUCUACAAGCAGAAGCAGAAGCACCUAAGUGUUCCUGCAGUGGUGUGAGCCUGCCGGAAAAGAUUGGGAGCGACCCAUCAACAGUACGGCGUUAUGAUUUCAGUAAGAUAAACCUAGAACUUCCAGAAAUUUGCGAAGUUCCAACACAUACGUUCUUUUUCCAACAUCAAGUGUUGACAUCCGCCCAGAGCACUCUUGAAUCUGCAUGCUAUAGGUUCACCAAGAAGAAUUAUCCAUCGAUUCUCACACGUAACAAAUGGCGGUGCCCCGAGGCUGGCGAGCUCACAGCGUGGACGAAAGAGUUGAUACGAGCGUUCGAAGCUGAUCCUGGACCUGCCACCAAAGACUUACAUAGCCCGACAAAGUUUCCAAAAGUGCUAAGAGACCUUGCUGAGUUGAGGCAUACCACUGUUCAUCGACUUGCGGUUUCGGGUGAAAAAUUAUUGGGUUUGCUUGAGAACGCCUUCAAUGCUGUCAAAAUGUUCAAAGACAACAAGGCCAUAAACGCCAUUGCUCUACUUUUUCAUGGCCACGGGGAUUGCCUAACUUUGGGUCAGAAAAUAUUGUAUUCUAGGGCUAGAAUGUUGGAAGAAUUGGGAACCGAAAGAAAACGUGCUAAGAAACUGCUGGGAAAAUGCGAGUGGCAAAGUUUUAAAGUGGAGGAACGGGGCGGUACGGCGUACGAGAACUUUUUGGAAGACCAGCUGGAUUGGAUGUGUAAGGGAAGCUCAAGAAAGUCCUUGGAAUUUAUAGUUUCGGAAUUUUGGGAAAUGGUGGAUGAACAAGUGGUGCAGUAA